This is a messenger RNA of Parasteatoda tepidariorum (common house spider), 817 nucleotides long. The record is from RefSeq and is a predicted model, not a curated record. Lineage: Eukaryota; Metazoa; Arthropoda; Arachnida; Araneae; Theridiidae.
AAUCGCCCAUUCAGCGAAAACACCGUUGAAGUGGCAAACGUUGGCGAUCAAACAGCAACCCUUAUAUUUACUUUCACUAUCAGUUCUCGUUGAACAGACUUAGUUUCACUUUCACUUUAUAUUAUGUGGGAAUCAUAAUAGCGAUUUACGAAACAAAAUACUGCACGUACUGAAGAAGAAGAUAGAUUCCAUAUUUCUUUGAUUGACGAAGCAUGAGAGAAAAACUUUGUGAUAACUAAUCAGGAAACGAGUUAUUGAUAAAGACAACCGGAAUCAUUUGACAUAAAAAUUUAAAAUGGGAAAUAAAAAUGCACACAGAAAUGAAGAAAAAGAAGAAAAUAUUUUCAAUACUUCGGAAGAAAAAAAAUUCAAAAUUUCUUUGAUAGGAGAACCAAUGGUAGGAAAAACAGGUUUGUUGCAAGUAUAUCGGACUGGAGAGUUAGGAGCAUGCAGUAGGAGAAUCUGGAUCGAUGUCGAAGAAUGUAGAAUUAAAGUACAGAACUUGAACAAAACAUUUCUUAUUUAUAACGUUGCUGGUUAUUUGAUGUUUCGAUUUCUUGUGCCCGAGUACGUUAAAGGGUCAGACGGUGUUCUUUUGCUGUAUAAUGUUGCAGAUGUGUUAUCAUUUGUGGAGCUCUCCAAAUGGAUUGAAAAUGUGAGAGAGCGGAAUCCACAUGUCAUUAUAUUUAUAAUUGGAGUUCAAUGUGAUCUCUUAAAUGAAAAAGAAGUAUCACGCGAGACUGGUAAAAAAUUUGCACGAAGUAAAAAUCUGGAGUUUUUUGAAUGCAACAUCAGGACUGGUGAAAAUGUUAACAAA